AUGACACAGAGAGGAGGAGAAAACUUCAACGACAGAGGAAUGUCUAGGAGAAUUGCUGCUGGGCUUGAGGGUCCAGACCGUAUUUUUGUGUGUGGGCAUCCAGAUGUCUUCACGGAGGCAAAGAUCAGAGAGCUCUUGGAGUAUUUUGGUCCCCUAAGAGUUUUCAAUAUCAUCAAAGACAAGGAAACAGGAAUCGCAAAGGGACAAGGAUUCUGUGCUUACCAAGAUCCAUCGGUGACAGAUAUUGCAUGUGCUGCUCUGCACAAGAUGAGUAUGGGCGGUAAGAAGCUUGCUGUUAGGCGUGCGGUCAACCAUGCGAUUCAACCUAAAACCGAGCAAGAACUUGAGAUUGCUAUGCAGAGGCUUAAGAUACAACCUAGAACCGUACAAGAUCUUCAGAUUGCUUUGCAGAGGCUUAUGAUUCAACCAUGA
Microthlaspi erraticum is the source of this 432-nucleotide messenger RNA. Lineage: Eukaryota; Viridiplantae; Streptophyta; Magnoliopsida; Brassicales; Brassicaceae. The record is from the annotation of a GenBank genome assembly.